Molecule: messenger RNA, 2322 nt
Organism: Fusarium tjaetaba
Lineage: Eukaryota; Fungi; Ascomycota; Sordariomycetes; Hypocreales; Nectriaceae
Exons: 2
Coding region: 1-2322 (773 amino acids)
Source: RefSeq, a predicted model, not a curated record
AUGGCAACAACUACCUCGAUCGACCGGCUUCUACUCACGCAGCUCCCUACCGACCUGCCGUGGCCCCAAGGAGCGGCUCGCCAGAUGUGGGCUGUUGAGCUCAAGCGUGAUUGGAAAUAUCUCGACACGACAAACGAUGUACCCGGUGCUUGGAGGGGCAGGAUGCCACCAAACCUAUUGGUAAACGGCCGCCUCCCACUCUUCAAGAAGGAACCAGGUUAUAUGUUCUUUCGGGGCAAGUCCACUGCCAUGGUAUUCUUUUUCAAAGGCACCAAAAAGAUCCCAGUGGUCCUCCCUCUUAGUAUCUUGAACAUCGGGGCCAAGUUCCGUACUUUGGCUGAGCAGACAGUCGAACUACUUCCGGCCCCGGUUUCUUCUUCUUUUGUACCUCAGACACAGAGCGUCACCCACAACAACGGUUCGAUACUUGAGCGAUUCAUCCGAACACUUUGGUCGACAUUUGCGACCGUGCCCAAUCAACUCAGAGCAUUUGGAUUCACAGAUGAAGACCUCACUCUUUGCUUCGGUGGACAGAAUCUACGACACAAUGUUGAUGCUCUGUGCGCAGCUUUCAUCCCUGACGUCUUGAACGUCCUCAAAGACGGACGGUUCUCUCUCAAGAACAUACUGGAUCUCCGACACAUUUCGCUAGACUGGCCUAAUCGUCCCACUAUCUACCUACGAGUUUAUACACACCCCCGAGACCAACCUAACGGGACAUACCGCGAUGCCUCCCAAGCCGACAUUAACCAUUAUGUGGGCUUCUACGUUGGUAAAUCUAUCAACCCAUGGUACCGACACCUUCACCAUGGAUAUGUCACCGAUUCCGAAGCUCGGCGUUCUGGAGGGGGGCACUACGCAAUUGCACGAAAGUCACAAAAGGAGCAUCGACAUAUGAUCCCUCUUAUGACUUUUGAUGAAGGCACUCCUCCUCAUCUUAUCAAAAUGGCAGAGCAAACAAUGAUAAUUGUACUUCGAACCUACCACAAUGCAUGCUUUCAGCCAGUCGACAUGAACUCCGAGGGAAGUUGGGUUCAAAUGCAGUGCAAAGCUCAAUUCAUGCAUUCUAUCUCACGUUUCGCAGUAUCAGCGACAGGUUGGCCCAAAAUAAAGCCCCGUGGAUGCAACUUGAGCUCCCCCAUGUUCGAAAGUGCCACUGCGGGACGAAAUUAUUUCGACUGUUUCCCUAUGGUCCCAGGCAAGGCAUCAGCUCCUGGUGACGUGUCGGCUCGCACCUUUACCACCUAUCGAGUCCGGAAAACGCCGAACACGCUGAACGUGAUCCCCAUACGUUUGGUCAAUGAGCAAGGCACUGGUCGCAGUGUAGUGUUUAGAUUCCACGGGGCGGUUUCUCAGUUACCAGGCCCAAAGCCAUAUGAUGCUAGAUAUGGUUACCUCGUCUUUGAAGUGAUGGAUGAUCAUAAGCCACAUGAUCAUGCUUGGCUUGGCGUCCCAUCCGUAGGCCAGUAUGUCAAUUUUGAUGAGGCAUCUUGCUUUUCCGUCGCAUACGAGUGGUUCGACCAAGGACAACAAACGUGGCUCAGUAUGCCAAUGUAUCGUUCGAAAAAGAGCACCAAUACGAUGGCUGCCUACGUUAAUAACCUCAACAUUGAAGGAGUUUUGAAACCCUGGCGUGUUGCCAUGGAUAUCCUUCAAGCUUUAGAGGGGCGAGUAUACACAGAACCACUCGAGGGGUUCCCCAAGAAAUGGAGCAUCGUGAAUGCCAGAAAGUUGGAGACCAAUCACUUGGCCCAAACGUAUCGAUGGGUCUCUCUGGAGUCGAGCGCUCCUCGUCCUGUACCAGCGUAUGCGACUUGGGAUGACAAUUUCCGAUCAGUCAGACGCCUGUUCGGCACGGAUCUAACCCAUAUUGCAACCACGGGGCCCUUCAAGUUCACUUCCGAUGUCAUGAAUCGCGUGGCUAGCGAUAACCGACAGAACACAGUGGUCGCACACCAGUGUGAUACAUGCAUAUACAUCGGAGCACGCAUCACAUGCGUACGCGAUGAGAGCAGGACUGAUGUCUGGGUUUGUACAUGUUGUUCUCUCUUCCACAGGCCUUGCACGUUUACAGCGUUCAGUGAUAAAGAGCAGCUUUGGGGAACUGAUCUGCCACACAUUCCCGACUCCAGGCUUUCUGAGCACCCGACAGGCCCGCACCGCUUCCUGGCGUACCACAAUUCUAUGACUGUUGCGCAGCUGUGCGAGGCAACCAGAGUGCCUAUCCCUCUAUCUGAGCAUCUCUUCGAGGAGGCGGAAGGGGAGGAAGGUGGUGGUGAAGGCGAGCAGGAUGACGGCGAUGUUGACAGUGGGGAAGAGUGA